Molecule: messenger RNA, 2003 nt
Organism: Megalobrama amblycephala (Wuchang bream)
Lineage: Eukaryota; Metazoa; Chordata; Actinopteri; Cypriniformes; Xenocyprididae
Gene: cpeb1a
Product: cytoplasmic polyadenylation element binding protein 1a
Exons: 12
Coding region: 192-1778 (528 amino acids)
Biological process (GO): negative regulation of cytoplasmic translation
Cellular component (GO): neuron projection; cytoplasm; nucleus
Molecular function (GO): ribosome binding; translation factor activity, RNA binding; mRNA 3'-UTR binding
Source: RefSeq, a predicted model, not a curated record
ACUGGUCUGUGUCGCAUCAUGUGCGCGUGAUGUGCUAAUGCUGAGGUCAUGCACCUGUUUAAUGCACAAAUGACUCAGGUUUGAACUAGUGCGUCUUACAGCAGCGUUACACUCGCUCUGAGCGGCCUGAACUCUACAUUAUAAAGUCAGAAUUAUCUUGUUUUUGUUUUGAGCUGCAUUUAGACGCUCUAAUGGAUUUCCGCAGGCAGAGAGUGAAAUAUCGUCGUCAUGUCGCUUAUGGAGAGGCUGGAGCUCACAGGGCCUUUGGGCUCAAACAGCAGGACUUCUGGGAGCACAUCACAGAUGGUUCGGGCACAGGCUGCUCUCCGCUGGUUAGCAGAAUGCUGUUCACUCCAGAGCAGCAGGAUCCUGUGGCUGCCGUGCCCAGCGUAGAUGAGCUCAGUCUGGGCCUGUUGUCUCUGAGCCUCCCCUGCUGGAACCAGCAGCCCUGGAGCCGCCCAGAUCCCCAGCGCUCGACCCAGCCCGUGUUGCAGAAUCUCUUUGGUGCUUCACGAGGCGGUGAUUCGGUUCAGCAGCUCUCUUUCCAGGCCCAUGAGUCCGCCGGUGAAGCAGAUCCACUGGAGCGCUUCUCCAGCCUGAUACCGGCGCUGGAGUCUCACUCUCUGCUGCACUCUGGAUCCAGCAGUCCCGUCAACUCCGAGAACAGCGCCAUCUCUUCAGGAUCAGACCACCUGGUCUCUCUCAGAGUUUCGACCCCGUCGCCCCUGGUGCUGCCUGAACUGCAGGCGGAGGGCGUGAAACUGGACACAGUUGGUCGUUUGGAGCGGAAUCCCUUGAACACCUUCACGAACGCUCCUAGCGCUCAGGCUGAAGGAUCAGUGGUUGGGUGCUGGUCCACAGGUCCAAUCUGGCCCGGCUGGGACACUCUGGGCUUGAACAAACCCUCGUUCUGCAUUGAGAGAGAAGCCAAACUUCACAAACAAGCUGCAGCCGUGAAUGACGCCACUUACACCUGGGAAGGGCGACUUCCUCCACGCCACUACAAAAACCCUGUUUACUCCUGUAAAGUGUUCCUGGGAGGUGUGCCGUGGGACAUCACAGAGGCGAGUCUGUUGAACACAUUUAGUGUGUUUGGCCCAUUGAAAGUUGAAUGGCCUGGUAAAGAUGGUAAACACCCACGCUGUCCUCCGCAAGGUUACGUGUACCUGCUGUUUGACUGGGAGAAGUCAGUGAAGAUGCUCCUGCAGGCCUGUACUCAACACCGCCCGCAGUCUGACGAUUAUCUCGAGUUCUUCUACAAACUGUCCAGCAGGCGGAUCCACAGCAAAGAUGUGCAGGUCAUCCCGUGGGUGAUCUCAGACAGCAAUUUCGUCCGUUGUCCCUCCCAGCGUCUCUGCCGCAAUAGGACCGUGUUCGUGGGCGCUCUGCACGGGAUGUUAAACGCAGAAGGUCUGGCCCACAUCAUGGACGAUCUCUUCGGAGGGGUCACCUACGCAGGCAUCGACACAGACAAGCACAAAUAUCCCAUAGGUUCUGGCAGAGUGACAUUCAGGAGCCAGAGGAGCUACUUGAAGGCUGUGACUGCAGCAUUUGUGCAGAUUAAAACCUGCAAGUUUACCAAGAAGGUCCAGAUUGACCCGUAUCUGGAUGACUCCAUGUGCCAAAUAUGUAACAGUCAGCCCGGCCCGUUCUUCUGUAGGGCCCAGGCAUGUUUUAAAUACCACUGUCGGUCAUGCUGGCAUUGGCGGCACUCUCUGGACGUGUUGAGCAGCCAUCAGCCUCUCAUGCGCAACCAGAAGGGCCUGAACCCCAACUAAACCCAGCGUCACCGGCGCGGGGAAGAGUCCGGACUGAGUUCACUGUUAGAAACAAGGGCGACUCACUUGAGGAAGUUAUUGCGUUGUAUUGCACUGCUCUCGUUCAUUAAGGCUCUAUGCACACUAAAGGGUUCGUUGAUGCUGAGCCAUUUGCACAGUUAACCAGACAGCCAUGGCCACUGAGAUCUGUUUUUAAGAGUUGUAUUAAAUUUUGCAUGAACAGAA